CCCUCAUCUAAUAGGCAGAGCCGGAGUUGGCUGGAGUUGAACGCGCAUGCGCGCCAUCGCUCUCGGGGAGCUGAGUGAAGAGCUGGAGCGAGAGAGACGCAUCUGUCCGUGUCUGCACAGGGACCACUUCUCAGUUCAGCUUUGUCUCUGAUGGAAUUUUGUGAUGAGGAAGGGGGGCGUGAUGCAGCCAAGCUGUAAACCUCGGUGGAACUUCUGCUGAGAAGGGAAUAAAGACUCCGUGUUAUUUGCAGUGAAACACCACCUUCUACUCUGUUACAAUCACUUGAGGGUUGAGCUCCAUUAAGUCUCCCAGAGUAAAUGCCAAAAAAAAAAACCGCGUGUUGCUGAAUUGACGUGAACAUUGUACAAGACAAGGCUACCGACUCGGCGUCACUAGGCUUCAUUUAAUCACUCGCUUGAAUACGUCUCGUCCCUCGGACACGUGCUAAUUUAACGGGGUCGCCGGGUCUCACCGGGUGACGGAAGGAGAAUGUUAGCACGAGCUUAUAGGGUCCUGUCUGUUUUCUUGUAGAGCCCUUAUUAUUCCCUGUGUUGUACCUGCUUGCAAACCCAGCUGUCAGUGCAUGGGGACAUCAUAUACAUUAACUGAUGAUUAUUGUUAUUGGCCUUUUCUAAGUGCUUCUAAAUGCAAUGCCUCGUGCCUUAGGUGGCAUCUCAUAUCCAUUUUUUUAAUAUAUUUCAACACCCAGCAUAAGAGGUCAAUUUAAACUCAUUUUAAACUCUUGAACCCUAAAUCAGAGGCAUCUUACAUCUUGAAUGCCAGGCAUUUUUGUUUUGCUUUGGUCUUCUUUAUUACCAAAUUAACAUAUAUUCACACAAACAAACUAAAAAAAAACAUCAAGUAGUGCAAAGCUUUGGGACUAUACACACACACACACACACACACACACAUAUAUAUAUAUAUAUAUAUAUAUAUAUAUAUUUGAAUAUAAUGAAAUAGGUGGGUUAGAGGCAGUGUGCUGCCAAUCAGCAAGGGGGUGGUUUCCAGGAGUUAGUAAAAUAGCCACACCCACCUGCCAUUUCAGAAAACACAGAACAGAGAAGAUAACAAAAUGCAUUGCAAAAACUCAAUUUCAUAGGCUGCAGGAUUAUAUACAGGGAUGUGAUAUUGUGGAAUGGAGUUUAAAGAGAGUUCACCGUCCAAGCUCCUGGCUAGAUGGAGUGUUACUGCUGCUUGGUGCACCACACAUGACUGAUUGGAUCACUUGUGAUACACACGCAAGCUAACAGGGACUGGUCGUCUUCCAAGGUGAUGGCAAGGAACAGUGCUUGGGAAAGGUGCCUGGCUUGAAUGCCCCCAGCCAAUUGGAGAAUUUGAUUCACCCAAAGGGACUGGAAACUGGCCCAGGUCACAGAUCUGGAAAAAUCAAAUCAAACCCAAAAGGAUCAAAUAAAGCGACCACACGCAGGGAGAAGAUGCCAUUCCACCAUGUGACUGCUGGCCUGUUAUACAAAGGAAAUAACUAUUUGAAUCGAUCACUUUCCACUGGUAGUGAUAGUGAACAGCUUGCCAAUAUCUCAGUGGAAGAGCUAGAUGAGAUACGGGAAGCUUUCAGAGUGUUGGAUCGAGAUGGUAAUGGCUUUAUUUCCAAACAAGAGCUGGGCAUGGCCAUGCGAUCCUUGGGUUAUAUGCCCAGUGAAGUAGAAUUGGCAAUCAUCAUGCAACGACUUGACAUGGAUGGAGAUGGUCAGGUCGAUUUUGAUGAAUUUGUGACAAUUCUUGGUCCUAAACUAGUAUCCACAGAAGGCAGAGACGGAUUUGGAAAUACCAUAGAUAGUAUAUUUUGGCAGUUUGAUAUGCAAAGAAUAACACUAGAAGAACUUAAGCACAUUUUGUAUCAUGCAUUUCGGGAUCACUUAACAAUGAAGGAUAUUGAAAACAUUAUCAUCACUGAAGAGGAAAGUUUAAAUGAAAACGCCGGCAACUGUCAAACAGAGUUUGAAGGAGUGCAUUCUCAGAAGCAAAACAGGCAAACGUGUGUACGGAAAAGCCUUAUAUGUGCAUUCGCAAUGGCGUUUAUUAUAAGUGUGAUGUUGAUUGCAGCCAAUCAGAUUCUUCGAAAUGGUAUGGAGUAAGCCUUUCACCACAACACUGUGAACAAGAAUAUACAUGCAUGCGCAUGCCUAGGUGAACUCUUUUCUUAAUGAAUAACUAAAGGAAACUAACUGCAAGAAGAAUCGUUCUGCAAGCAACACAAGGCCAUCAGUGAUGUGACUUGCAGAGCAAUUUAACCUUCUUGACAGGGACACAAAAGGGCUGUCUUUAAUGCUUUAAUGGGUUUGUUUCCUAAUGCAAUAAACAAACAGGAGUUCUGAAUUUUA
Molecule: messenger RNA, 2343 nt
Organism: Xenopus laevis (African clawed frog)
Lineage: Eukaryota; Metazoa; Chordata; Amphibia; Anura; Pipidae
Gene: caln1.S
Product: calneuron 1 S homeolog
Exons: 7
Coding region: 1438-2097 (219 amino acids)
Cellular component (GO): trans-Golgi network membrane; Golgi apparatus; perinuclear region of cytoplasm
Molecular function (GO): calcium ion binding
Source: RefSeq, a predicted model, not a curated record